AGUCCGUCCUGCGGCUGUCUCCUUCCCGCUGCGUUCGGCGGUUUGUCGGUGCGGAUCCAGCUUGUUCUCCCGGUUUCCCUCCUCCGGACCGAAAGCGUCUACGGCUCCGUCUCUGAGCUCCGAGUCCCGCUGUCACAGUUCGUUUGUUCUGCCUCUCGUCCAAAGUCCCCGUUCGAAGUUUGGUGUUCAGAGUUUUUCCAUCCGGUCGCUCUCCGGUGCUGUCGGUCGGGUUAGCCGUCUUCCUGGUCCGGUUCCCUCGGUAGAAGUUUCAGACAUGGGUUGGAGUGCGGUGGUCCCGGUUCUGCUGUCAGUCAUCUGUGUCCGCCUCACGGCGGGAGUCCCGGACGGACCGGACGUUCAAGUGAUCGACGUGUUGAGUCUUCAGGACUCGAAGCAGAGCGUCGCAGCGGUGGAGAAGCUGUCGGGUGGUCUGAGCACGCUCAGCGACGUCUACGUGGUGUCGACAUUGCGGCUGCCGGCGAAGUUGGGUGGAGUCCUCCUGGGUCUCUACAGCAAACAGGACAACAGGAAGUACCUGGAGGUCGCUGUCAUGGGGAAGAUCAAUAAAGUCCUGGUUCGUUAUGUCAGAGCUGACGGGAAGAUCCACACCGUUAACCUGCAGAACGCUAACCUGGCUGACGGUCGCACCCACUCCAUCAUCUUGAGACUUGGCGGUCUUCACCGUGACAACAUGCACAUGGAGCUUUACGUCAACUGCCGAUUGGCUGACUCCAGCCAGGGCCUGCCGCCAUUGGUUCCUCUGCCCAGAGAGGCGGAGAUGGUGGAGAUCAGACACGGACAGAAGGCCUACGCCCGCCUACAGGGUGCAGUGGAGUCCCUCAGGCUGGCUCUAGGGGGCAGUGUUGCUAAAGCUGGAGCUCUGACGGACUGUCCGUUCCAAGGAGACUCGUCAGCCUACAACUCAGUGAGCGGGGACGUCAACUCCAUCCUGGGUGAUCAUACCAAGGCUCUGAUUGGUCAGCUCAUCAUCUUCAACCAAAUCCUGGGAGAGCUGCGACAGGACAUCAGAGAGCAGGUUAAGGAGAUGGCUCUGAUCAGAAACACCAUCCUGGAGUGUCAGGUUUGUGGUUUCCAUGAGCCCCGCUCUCGCUGCUCUCCUAACCCCUGCUAUAAGGGCGUGUCCUGCAUGGAGAGUCUGCAGUAUCCUGGAUACACCUGUGGACCCUGCCCACCUGGAACCACCGGCAACGGGACGCACUGUCGCGACAUCGACGAGUGUGAGCUGCAGCCUUGUUUUUCUCCUGAAGCCUGUGUGAACACUGUGGGGGGGUUCAGCUGUCAGCCCUGUCCUCCUGGCCUGUGGGGGGCGCCGCUGGCUGGAACUGGUCUGGACUACGCUAAGACUCACAGACAGGACUGUGUAGACAUUGAUGAGUGCUUGGAUCUAUCAGACGCCUGCGUAUCAAACUCUGUGUGCAUCAACACUGUGGGUUCAUAUAAGUGUGGAGGCUGUAAACCUGGUUUCCUCGGCAACCAGACGUCGGGUUGCUUCCCCAGGAAGUCGUGUGCUGCGUUGACCUUCAACCCCUGUGACAGCAACGCCCACUGCACCAUGGAGAGGAACGGAGAGGUUGCUUGCAGGUGUAAUGUGGGUUGGGCUGGGAAUGGUAACACCUGUGGAGUGGACACAGACAUCGACGGCUAUCCUGACCGCUCUCUGCCCUGCAUGGACAACGACAAGCACUGCAAACAGGACAACUGCGUGUUCACACCAAACUCCGGUCAGGAGGACGCCGACAACGACGGGAUCGGAGAUCAGUGUGACGAGGACGCAGACGGAGACGGUAUCAAAAACGUGGAGGAUAACUGCCGUUUGGUCCCAAACAAAGACCAGCAGAAUUCAGACAGCGACUCGUUCGGAGAUGCCUGCGAUAACUGUCCCAACGUCCCCAACACCGACCAAAAAGACACUGACAGCAACGGACAGGGAGACGCCUGCGACCAGGACAUCGACGGGGAUGGUAUUCCUAAUGUUCUGGAUAACUGUCCAAAGGUACCGAACCCGAUGCAGACAGACAGAGACAGGGACGGAGUGGGAGACGCCUGUGACAGCUGUCCUGAACUCAGCAACCCCAUGCAGACGGACAUCGACAAUGACCUGGUGGGAGACGUUUGUGACACCAACCAGGACACGGACGGAGACGGUCACCAGGACAGCAGAGACAACUGUCCAGACAUUCCCAACAGCUCCCAACUGGACUCCGAUAACGACGGCCUCGGAGACGACUGCGACCACGACGACGACAACGACGGCGUCCUCGACGACUACGACAACUGUCGACUCAUCGUCAACCCCAACCAGAAAGACUCUGACGUGAACGGUGUUGGAGACGUCUGUGAGAACGACUUUGACAACGAUGCAGUGAUGGAUUUGAUUGACGUGUGUCCAGAGAGCGCUGAGGUCACUCUGACAGACUUCAGAGCCUAUCAGACGGUCAUCCUGGACCCAGAGGGCGACGCCCAGAUAGACCCCAAUUGGGUGGUUCUUAACCAGGGUAUGGAGAUAGUCCAGACCAUGAACAGUGAUCCUGGUUUAGCUGUGGGCUACACGGCGUUCAACGGCGUCGACUUUGAGGGAACGUUUCAUGUCAACACGGUGACUGACGACGACUACGCCGGCUUCAUCUUCGGGUACCAGGACUCAUCGAGUUUCUACGUGGUGAUGUGGAAGCAGACGGAGCAGACGUACUGGCAGUCCCUCCCCUUCAGAGCCAUGGCCCAGCCCGCCCUGCAGCUCAAGGCGGUGAAGUCCCGGACCGGACCAGGCGAGUUUCUGAGGAACGCUCUGUGGCACACCGGAGAUACACCCGGAGAGGUGAAGCUGCUCUGGAAGGAUCCGCGAAACGUCGGCUGGAAGGACAAAACCUCGUACCGCUGGCAGCUCAGCCACCGGCCGCAGGUGGGGUACAUCAGGGUGAAACUGUUCGAGGGGACAGACAUGGUGGCGGACUCUGGCGUCAUCAUCGACACCUCCAUGAGAGGGGGCAGGCUCGGCGUCUUCUGUUUCUCCCAGGAAAACAUCAUCUGGUCCAACCUGCGCUACAGAUGUAACGACACGGUGCCUGAAGACUUCCAGUCUCAUCGUAAACAAGUUCUGAUGCACAUUCAGGUCUGAGAGCAGCAGUGGAACUGAUCACACACACACACACACACACACACACACACACACACACAGAGCUGUGCUCCUCUGAAUCCUCGAAAACUGAAGCCUGAGUGUGUGUGUGUGUGUGUGUGUGUUGAAUGAAAGGGAAACGGAGCAACAUUUCUGGGGAAACACUGAUGAGAGGCACCUGAGGGCAGCUGUGGCCCCCUGGGGCUCCAUGCUGCAGGCGUCCUGCAGGCCUGCUGCAGGCGUCCUGCAGGCCUGCUGCAGGCGUGCUGUGUUGGAUGGCGUCUGUUUGGGCUCUUCGUGCGGUGUUUUCAGUCGUGUUUCUCCAGACAAACUUUCAUUCUUCAGUCGGACUUCAUGUUAUCAGUCAAGUUGAAAAAGACAAACCAUGGAAGCAGCAGAGUCCUGACGGCUGUGACACGUCUGAAGAGUUCAAAACGCCGUCCGUCCAUGAAAACAAGGCGCACAGAGGAUCCAGCGUGAUGAAGAUGAUUCAGAGCGGACAGCAGUUAAACUCCCACAGACUCUGCUGACAGGUGAUGAGCUAAUGGACGGAGCAGAAGGUGGAGAAGGUGGAACGUUCCUUUAACAUGUUUCUGUGUGUGUUCAAAUGUACAUAUCUGUGAAAUAAACCUGUCUGAC
Chelmon rostratus (copperband butterflyfish) is the source of this 3772-nucleotide messenger RNA. RefSeq names its product thrombospondin 3a (gene thbs3a). The coding region runs from base 275 to 3136 and encodes 953 amino acids. Gene Ontology annotation, cellular component: extracellular region. Lineage: Eukaryota; Metazoa; Chordata; Actinopteri; Chaetodontiformes; Chaetodontidae. Gene Ontology annotation, biological process: cell adhesion. The transcript is spliced from 23 exons. Gene Ontology annotation, molecular function: calcium ion binding. The record is from RefSeq and is a predicted model, not a curated record.